CACCCGCGCCUCAGCGCGCGGGGCCCGGCUCGGCAUGGGCGCGGCCGGGCCCGAGGUGGGCGUGGCCAGGGCGGGGCGGCGCGGAGCGGGCCAUGGCCGAGGCGGGGCCGCGGCCGCAGCCGGCGGGGCCCGGGGGAUCGCCCGGCGCGGGGCCCCGGAGGAGCCGCUGCGGGAGCGAGAGGUCGCGGCCGGCGGAGCUGCCGGCCGGCGGCACGCGGGCGCUGCUGGAGGAGGUGGAGAUGCAGAUCGGAGACGCCGCCUUCUCGCUAGCGAAGAUCCUGGAGGCGACGUCGGCAGUGUCGGCCCAGGUGGAGGAGCUGGCCAGCAAGUGCUCGGAGAACGCCCGGUUCCUCAGGACGUGGCGGGACCUGCUGCGGGAGGGCUACGAGUCCCUGAAGCCCAGCGGCUGAUCCUGCCCCCGCCCCGCCGGGAGCUGCCGCCUCUGGUUUUUCACGGGGGGUUUUGUGUUCCCGCAGCAGCUCCCCAGGAGCCUGGAGUUCUGUCAGAAAUACUUGAUGGCUCGUAUGGAUGUUGAGUGUAAGUCACCGAGCGAAAUCGCUUUGCGUAGGGAAUCGUUGUGACUUUUUUAGACUCCUUCGCUGCAGCUGAAGCAUGAAAUAAUUUUUUUAACUUUUUUUUACUUUGUUUGUUUGUUUGUUUUCCCUGCUAACGUGGUGGAUGCAGAGGUAGUACGUGUGGUACGUCCAGAACUCUUCACUCUGGAGAAGUUACUGUCAGCCCUCCUUGUUAAGAGCUGUCACCAGCAGAAACCCGUCCAACUCCAGAGAAACUUGCUGAACUGACUUCAGGUUUUCUCUUUGCACACUUUUUCUUCAUGUUGAGGUUGGGAUACCAUGGCAAGUCGUGGCUUAUUUACAAGCUUUAGAUAAGCUCUGAAUCCCAAACCCUACUAUUUUAGCAGUAUUGCAGUGUAAAGAGGCAGACUUUUUGCAAGGUGUUUGCUUACUGCAAACAAUUCUACCCUACCUUGUGUUGUAAUAAAGUGCCUUAUGACGGACCAUAUAUGUCUGCACAGUAGAAGUUUAACAGCAUUGUUUAGUGAUAGGAUUAUGUUGAACUAUAAGUAAAAGCUUCCAUCAGAAAAAAGACCUGUGAAAUGUAUUCUGCCAGCUCUCUGGAGGCAUGUUAGAGCUUUUUCAUUUUAUAUCCUAUUUUAUAUCUUUGCCUUAAGCAGUUACUAUUUAGCUAGUCUAGAGUUUACUGGUAACAGAACCUUUCAGUCUGAAAGAUUGCUAAUCUGGAAUAAAUAGCUGUACCUUUACCAGAGCAAUGUGAAAAAAAGUCAUGCUGAAGUGCAAUGGGAAGCUGCACGAGAACAUGGUUGUACCAUGAUUUAUUACUCAGCCUUAUUUUUAGUAGUAAAAGAGCUUUUUAAAUGACAAACUGUACUUUUCUUAUCAAAACAAUAAAGGUGUUACAAACA
Messenger RNA from Apus apus (common swift), 1444 nucleotides. RefSeq names its product chromosome 4 C4orf46 homolog (gene C4H4orf46). Bases 93 to 410 code for a protein of 105 amino acids. NCBI's taxonomy places the organism in Eukaryota, Metazoa, Chordata, Aves, Apodiformes, Apodidae. The transcript has 2 exons. The record is from RefSeq and is a predicted model, not a curated record.